Macrosteles quadrilineatus (aster leafhopper) is the source of this 618-nucleotide messenger RNA. RefSeq lists its product as uncharacterized. Bases 1 to 618 code for a protein of 205 amino acids. Lineage: Eukaryota; Metazoa; Arthropoda; Insecta; Hemiptera; Cicadellidae. The record is from RefSeq and is a predicted model, not a curated record. The transcript has 2 exons.
AUGUCGUUUUUAGGACACAUCAAAGAAUUUGAAGAAUCUGAUGACAUUGAACUGUACCUAGAGCGGGUAGAUCAAUAUUUUAAAGCUAAUUCUGUUAAGGACGCCACUAAAGCUCCUAUUCUUUUAACGCUCAUAGGGCCUAAGCCUUAUGGGGUUCUUAAAAAUCUAGUAGCCCCUAAAUCUGUGGAUUCUCUCGGAUUAGAGGACAUUGUCAAACAUCUUAAGGCCCACUAUGCUCCUAAAAAGCUUCUCAUAUCAGAACGCUACAAGUUCUACAAGAGGGAUCAGCUCUCGGGUGAAUCUGUUUCAAACUAUGUCAUUGAACUUAAGAGACUUGCUUCUCAGUGUAACUUUAACACAUUUCUGGAGGAGGCGCUGCGGGACCGGCUGGUUUGCGGCCUCACCAACGAGGCGAUACAGCGUAAGCUGCUUACGGAAAGUGAUCUUACUUUUACAAGGGCAGUAGAAGUUGCGGUCUCUAUGGAACUAGCUUCCAGGGAGUUAAGGGGGUUUCACGAGUCCAGUUCGGAGUUUUACCGCAAAGGACGCAUAGCAGCACCAACAAGGAACGUGGAGCACUCUCCGUUCGAGGCGAUGGGAUUGGUCAACGGAAUUUGA